AUGGCCACUCGAUGGUGGCUCGCAGCAGGGCCCAUGCGCGCCGCGUGGAGUCCGUUCCGGACUUCCAUGCAGGUGCGCAUGGUCCAAUCGGCGGCUAUGAGUCUGCGUGCGCAGCUCAACCCCCCGUCGCCCGAUCGUGAAAAGCCCACAUCGCCUACGUAUUACACGACGAAGCCGUCGUUCAUGGAUACGUUGCAGAUGCUCGAUAAGCUCACGCGUGAGAUUAAGCGUGAGCUGGAGCAGGCAUACAUCCUUGCUCCGAACGCCCGUCCGCCGCCGAUGCCGCAAGGCGCUGCGGUUGCGUGGGUCUCGCGCGAACGACUGAGCGGCUUGUUGGGUCUGCCGCUCCGAAACGCACAGUACAGUAACAUUACAUCGCGCUUGUCGCUUCUGCUGCGUUACCGUGACCUAGCGCUGAAACACUUUAGCGGCCAGUCGCCACUGGGCGCACGAAUUACGACGCAGCAGCGUGAGAUUGUCCAGCAGAUCGUCGAAGUGCUCGACUCGUUUACCAGUGAACAUACACGCGAAAAGCAGACCCAAGGCGAGGCUUCGGACUUUGUAGGCUCGUCGGCGCGUGGAAAAAUCGACGAUCAGGGCCGUGCCUAUGCACGCGGCCGUCGGAAAGAAAGCAGUGCGCGUGUAUGGCUCGUCCAGACCAAGCCACAACAGGAUGGCACACUGCCCAUCGGUCAGAUCCUGGUCAACAACGUGCCCAUGAGUGAAUAUUUCCUGCGUACCGCACAUCGCGAGGCAGUGACAUGGCCUUUGAAGCUGGCUGGCCUCCUGGGUGCGUACAAUGUGUUCGCGAUUGUGCGUGGCGGCGGCGCGUCAGGUCAGGCAGGCGCCUUGGCGCAUGGAAUCGCGAAUGCGCUGGUCGCCUCGCUUGGUGCUGCCGAGGGUGAGCAUGCCAAGGAGACACGCGACCGUGUACGCCAGGUCCUCGUGAAGGACGGUGUAUUGAACCGUGAUCCACGUAUGGUCGAGCGUAAGAAACCGGGUCUCGCCAAGGCGCGCAAGGCCUGGACCUGGGUCAAGCGUUGA
Molecule: messenger RNA, 1044 nt
Organism: Malassezia pachydermatis
Lineage: Eukaryota; Fungi; Basidiomycota; Malasseziomycetes; Malasseziales; Malasseziaceae
Product: mrps9-mitochondrial ribosomal small subunit
Exons: 1
Coding region: 1-1044 (347 amino acids)
Biological process (GO): translation
Cellular component (GO): mitochondrial small ribosomal subunit; ribosome
Molecular function (GO): structural constituent of ribosome; RNA binding
Source: RefSeq, a predicted model, not a curated record